AGAGGGCUGGGGGAGGGGGAACGACGCCUCCUUUUAUUUCAAAUAAAAACACCCAAGCUUCUCUCGUCACCCGAGAAGAAGGCGACGACCCAGAGGAAGAAGAAGGCUCGAGAAGAUUCUCUCCAGGUAAGAAGCGAUGAUGACGAUGAAGAAGGAGCUCCCCCAGUCAUGGUGGUUCGAUAGACACGAUUGCUUGAGGCAGUCCCCGUGGUUAUUAUCGACUCUUUCGGAACUAGAAGAGAAGACCAAGCAAAUGCUGAAACUGAUAGAGGAAGAUGCUGACUCAUUUGCUCAGCGUGCAGAGAUGUACUACAAGAAGAGACCCCAACUUGUGAACAUGAUUGAAGAUUUCUAUCGAGCUCAACGUUCGUUGGCUGAGCAAUAUGACCUGCUCAAGUCAGGAGGUGGAAUACGUCGCAACACAUCAUAUGGUCCCUCUUUCUUAGACAAAAGUUGGUCACAGAAGGUAACAAACAGCACAACAGAUGGGUCAUCAGUGCUUUCCUCAGAUUUUUUUGAUUCUGAGGAUUCUGAAGUCGAUGAUCCUGAACAAGAAGAAGCUGAAGCAGAGAGCAAGCCGAGAGAGGUACCAGAUAAGAAGACUGACUAUAAUGUGGUGAAGCAGAUGAGCAAAGAACUGGAAAGACUUAAACAGGAGAAUGCAACUCUGAAGGCUAAGCUAGCAGAGAAAGAUGAGGAGAAGAGGGAGGUAAUCAGACAGCUUGCUUUGCCCUUGGACAUCCUAAAGGAGGAAAAUGCUCUGUUGAGGAAGCACAUCAAGGAUCCGAAGAAAUCAGGCAGCCAUUUUGAACUCAAGAAACUGACAAAGGAAAUAUUUUCAGGGAGUCUUUUUGCUGGCCUCUCAAAGCCCCAGACUACAAUUGUGGCCCUCUAAUGAUAUCUGCAUUGUGGUAUAACAUCUCGUAGAACCAACAUUGUAUCUUUAUAACUAAUUUAUAGGGUUAAGAGUGUGAACUUUACUUGCUUGGCUUGAGUCAGGGUAGUGUGAUGUAAUGGAAAUUCAAUAUUUUAGCAAAAUUUUCUAUGUAUAUUUGAGAAGAUAGUAUACUUUUGUAGUGUCUGACCCACCCAUAUAUGUAAUCUUACCUUGUGACAUCCUCUCUGAAUUAGAUCAUUGUAAACCCAGGACAUGUCUCCUUGUAGAAAUGAUAUCAGUUGCUUCUUUCA
This is a messenger RNA of Elaeis guineensis (African oil palm), 1188 nucleotides long. RefSeq names its product protein NETWORKED 3C. NCBI's taxonomy places the organism in Eukaryota, Viridiplantae, Streptophyta, Magnoliopsida, Arecales, Arecaceae. The record is from RefSeq and is a predicted model, not a curated record. Gene Ontology annotation, molecular function: actin binding.